AAUGCCAUAUAAUAAGAAGACUACUGGAAAAAGAGCCCCUACAAAACGGAAGCUUGCUGAAGUGUUUGCUCUGGGAGAGGUUCUAGCAGACACAUCAAGAAAAGAAUGGAAAUUAGGUGUCUCUAUAGGGCAAGGAGGCUUUGGACGCCUAUACCUUGCUGAUGUUAAUUCCUCAAAGUCCGUUGGCAGUGAUGCACCUUAUGUUGCAAAAGUGGAACCCAGCCAGAAUGGACCUCUUUUUACUGAGUUAAAGUUCUACAUGCGAGCUGCUAAGCCAGAUGAAAUUCAGAAGUGGACUAAGUCCCAUAAACUGAAAUAUUUAGGUGUACCAAGAUAUUGGGGUUCUGGCUUGCAUGAAAAAAAUGGAAACAGUUACCGAUUUAUGAUAAUGGACCGAUUUGGCAGUGAUCUUCAGAAGAUGUAUGAAGAGAACGGAAAACGAUUUUCCCAUAAAACUGUACUACAAUUAGGCCUGAGAAUACUUGAUAUCCUGGAAUACAUCCAUGAGCAUGAAUAUGUGCACGGAGACAUUAAGGCCUCAAACCUUCUUUUGAGUUACAAGAACCCUAAUCAGGUGUACUUGGUGGAUUAUGGACUUGCCUACAGAUACUGUCCUGAAGGAGUUCACAAAGAAUAUAAAGAAGAUCCUAAAAGGUGUCACGAUGGAACUAUUGAAUAUACCAGUAUUGAUGCUCACAAGGGUGUGGCACCAUCAAGACGUGGUGAUCUGGAAAUCUUGGGUUACUGUAUGAUUCAUUGGCUUAGUGGCCACCUACCAUGGGAUGAUAAUUUGAAAGAUCCAGAUUUUGUCAGAGACUCAAAAAUCAGAUGUAGAGAUGAUAUUUCUGUAUUGAUGGACAAAUGCUUUCCUGGGAAAAAUAAACCAGAUGAAGUAGCCAAAUAUAUGGAAAAGGUGAAACUACUGAGCUAUGAAGAAAAGCCUGUGUAUCAGCAUUUCCGAGAAAUACUUCUGCAAGGUCUUAAGGCCAUUGGGCAAAAAGAUGAUGGAGUACUUGACUGUGGCUUGUCAGAGAAUGGAGACAUGCAAAGGAAUCCUGUGCAAAAGAAGAAAAGAAAGGCAGCAGCUGCAUCCAAUGAGAUCACUGAAGCAGAAACAGAAGAUACAGGAAGUCCAAAAAAAAAGAAAACUACUACUGGUAAUGCCGUAGCCACCAGAACCCGGAAGAUCACGUCACCAAAAACCAAGAAAGGUGCAGCAACCAGAAGGAGAGUGAGAGUUCAGAAGUAA
This is a messenger RNA of Chaetura pelagica (chimney swift), 1249 nucleotides long. It is a transcript of the gene VRK1, whose product is annotated as vaccinia related kinase 1. Lineage: Eukaryota; Metazoa; Chordata; Aves; Apodiformes; Apodidae. The record is from RefSeq and is a predicted model, not a curated record. Gene Ontology annotation, cellular component: nucleus; cytoplasm. Gene Ontology annotation, biological process: peptidyl-serine phosphorylation; signal transduction. Bases 2 to 1249 code for a protein of 415 amino acids. Gene Ontology annotation, molecular function: ATP binding; protein serine/threonine kinase activity. The transcript has 13 exons.